Messenger RNA from Penicillium angulare, 1152 nucleotides. RefSeq lists its product as uncharacterized. The record is from RefSeq and is a predicted model, not a curated record. The transcript has 2 exons. Gene Ontology annotation, molecular function: oxidoreductase activity, acting on the CH-OH group of donors, NAD or NADP as acceptor. Lineage: Eukaryota; Fungi; Ascomycota; Eurotiomycetes; Eurotiales; Aspergillaceae. Bases 1 to 1152 code for a protein of 383 amino acids.
AUGGCUUCAGCCCCAAGAAUAAUCUCAAAGAGCGUUCUACCGAAUUCCACACCCCCGAAGCCAUGGUUCCACCACCUAAACAUCGAUACCAUUCUCAAAGUCCUCUACCGAACAGCCUUCAACCCUUUUCUUGCCUGGAUCCUUGUACUUUGUCUGCGCGCGCAAGUCACACCCCCUACACACCCGGCCUGGAUAUUCAGCGUUAGUUACGCCAUAAUCAUAAGCCUACUUUUCAUAUUGGGAACCAUCAGCCAUCGCGUCGCGUAUGGCCUUCCGCGGAACGUGGAGCCUGAACGGGAAGUUGUACUUGUCACGGGGGGUGCAAGCGGGUUGGGACUACUUAUCGCGCAAAUUUACGGGAAGAGGGGGGUCGCUGUCGCUGUGCUGGAUGUGAAGGAUAUUGUAGAGGAAGAGGUAGAGGAGGUUUUCGGGGAGGGGGUGGAUUUAAGGUAUUUUAAGUGUGAUGUCGGGGAUAGGAAAGAAUUAGAGAUUGCCAAGAAGGAUAUUUGCAAGGAGCUUGGAACACCCACAAUCGUGAUAAACUGCGCCGCAGCGAGGAUCAAUGGAAAACCCCUGCUGGAAUUAUCACCGGAUGAUUUUGAGAAGACACUGCGCACCAAUCUGACAGCUGCUUUCCAUCUAUACCAGGCUUUUCUCCCCGGUAUUCUGGGAAAUGCAGAGAAUGGAGGCACCCUUGUGACCGUCAGCUCUGUACUAGGCCAGUUAGGCCCGGCUGGGUUGACGGAUUAUUCCGCUAGCAAGGCUGGGCUGAGUGCACUGCACCGGACAAUGGAAGCGGAAUUGCGCGGUAAUGAGAAUAUCAAGACGUUACUGGUGGAGACGGGUCAGAUGUCAACACCACUGUUCAACUGGAUCCGAAACCCGAGUCAUUUCUUUUCGCCAGUCCUGGAGCCGGUUGAGGUCGCUAAAGAGAUCGUGGCUACAGUUGAUAGUGGCCAUGGCGGUGUGCUUCGAUUGCCAGCAUUCGCAAAGCUGAUAAAUUGGUAUGCUGUAUUUCCUGGCGCGUUGCAGGUCGUCGCAAGAUAUCUGAGUGGGAUCGAUGCUGUGGUGUCUUCUAGCCUCCAGAGUCGUGAGAUACCCAGCAAUCGUGCGGGUCGAGUCUUAAGAAGUUCAAAAAAACGGACCGAUUGA